AUGUCGAUUAGAGAAGGACGUGCGCCCAAUUCUAGUUCGCCGGAGUCCUUGAUGGUGGUGAAUCUCUCCACCUAUCGGAUUGAAGGCGAAUUCGAUGCUGGUGGCUGCGGCACGGUGUUGGUGGGCAGCCAUGCCCGCUCCAAGCAGCCGGUGGUGAUGAAAAUGGCCAGCAAAGAGGUGGACCGGCUCCUGCUCGCCACGGAGCGCCGGAUCUAUGCGCGGCUGCCGAAGGCCCGUGGAUGGCCCAGACUCAUCGACACCGGUACGUAUCGCAAACGCGACGUGCUGGUUUUGGAGCGCCUGGGGCCAUCCCUGCAGGACUUACUGAACUUGUGCGGAGGACGCUUCGGUCUGAAGACGGUUUCGCAGCUAGCGCUGCAACUGCUCGACAGGCUGGAAACAUACCACGAGCUGGGGUACGUUCACCGCGACCUGAAGCCGGACAAUGUCCUGCUGGGUCGCGGAACGACCCGCAAGACGCUGCACAUGAUCGACUUCGGUCUUGCCGAGCCGUAUCGGCACCCACGCACGGGGGAACACAUAGCGCAGGAUGCGUUUUUCCCGUUCGCCGGAACGAUCGAGUUUGCACCAGUGUUCGCUCAUCUGGAGUAUACACCGAGCAGGCGAGAUGACAUUUUGUCGCUCGCCUACAUGCUGGUGUUUUUGCUCCGCGGUGGCCUACCGUGGUAUGGUACCGAGGAGCGAUUUGAUCCGGACGAGGCACUGCUUCUGAAGUUGUGCAUUACGCCCAGCGAGCUGUGUAGAGGACUGCCGGCUGAGUUUCAGCGGUUGACCGAGUACGCGUUGCAGAUGGAAUUCUGCGACGCGCCGGACUAUACCGAGCUGAAGCGGAUGUUCCGGAAUCUGCUGCGCCAACAUUCCAUGCAGCACGAUUUGCAUUUCGAUUGGAACCGGUUUGGCUGCUAA
Messenger RNA from Anopheles coluzzii, 927 nucleotides. Its product is annotated as casein kinase I-like. Gene Ontology annotation, cellular component: cytoplasm; nucleus. Gene Ontology annotation, biological process: signal transduction; endocytosis; peptidyl-serine phosphorylation. The transcript has a single exon. The record is from RefSeq and is a predicted model, not a curated record. Lineage: Eukaryota; Metazoa; Arthropoda; Insecta; Diptera; Culicidae. Bases 1 to 927 code for a protein of 308 amino acids. Gene Ontology annotation, molecular function: ATP binding; protein serine/threonine kinase activity.